AUGAUCCUUGAAAAACCAAGGGAAAGAUUUAUUUUCACGCCUGGUCGUACUCAUAACCGCAGCAGGUCUCCAAGGAUUGGCUCUAAGGGUUGGGCUUAUUGGGCCUUGAUUCGAAAGUUUGACGUGAUGAUUGGGCCUACUAUUCAGGCAACUGGAGAAAGGAACUUUCGUCACGUUGGGCCGGAGGGUCUUGGCUUGUGUUGA
Molecule: messenger RNA, 204 nt
Organism: Funneliformis mosseae
Lineage: Eukaryota; Fungi; Glomeromycota; Glomeromycetes; Glomerales; Glomeraceae
Source: the annotation of a GenBank genome assembly